Messenger RNA from Cotesia congregata, 756 nucleotides. Lineage: Eukaryota; Metazoa; Arthropoda; Insecta; Hymenoptera; Braconidae. The record is from the annotation of a GenBank genome assembly.
AUGACUAGUGAAGCUGUAAAUAAGAGCAACCAAGAUUCUAUUGGACCGGAGGGUGAAUUCUCAACUAGGCGCGCUAUUUUAACUGUUGGGUUGAUUUUUUUAACCUCUUUGACUGCAUUAAACGAGCGGCAGCAUCUUAAGCUCCCCUUAAACAUAGAAGAGGCUAAAAACUUAGGAGGACUCCUAGAAAGAUACAAAGAGCUCUACUACAUCGAAGUCCUAGCCGGAUUAUUUAUAACCUACAUCUUUCUCCAAACCUUCGCAAUUCCCGGCUCGAUAUUUCUGUCCAUCUUAUCCGGAUUUUUAUUCCCUUUUUCUCUGGCCCUAGUUUUAGUCUGCACGUGCAGCGCAAUUGGCGCGUCGCUCUGCUACAUAUUAUCCUCAUUAUUAGGAAGAAAAAUAUUGUUGCACUUCUGGCCAGCGAAAAUACAAGCAUGGUCCAAGACUGUCACCCAGCAUCAAGACAAUCUUCUGAGCUACAUGCUGUUCUUGCGAAUAACACCUCUGUUGCCUAAUUGGUUCAUUAAUUUAGCUAGUCCUGUUUUGGGUGUCCCUAUUGUUCCCUUUACUGUGGGGACAUUUUUAGGCGUCGCUCCGCCAUCCUUUGUCGCUAUUCAAGCUGGACAAACUCUUAAUAAAUUAACCUCGUCUACUGACGCUUGGUCGUGGACUAGUAUUAUUAUAUUAUUUAUUUUUGCGCUGCUAUCAUUAUUGCCUGUUUUAUUUAAAAAUAACUUACAAAAAAAAUAUAAUUAA